ACGGACAUCAGGAUAGUUUCACACUGGAUAGAUUGGUGAGACUAUACACGGAGUGAGGAUGUUCAAAGUCAAGCGGGACAGAGCAGUUCUGAGAGGAAUUAUCACCAGAACGAUUAAGUUAAGAUUCAGGUUUAAUGUUAGAAAAAGAUUAGUGGUGAGAAUCAAAUUUGAGGAGACAUUGCGAAUGUACGAGAUCAGCAAGUGCUGUAAAAUGAAGAUCAGACGAACAUGUGAUAGUGCAACGGUGGCUGAAUUCGUAUGCAGAAGGAUAAGGGUGGUAUGGAUUGCUGCGAGGUCGGUCGGACAAAUUAUCCAUAAUCACAGAAGAAUGACGAGAAUAGGAGUGAACGAUUGCCAGUGCAAUUGCACGGAGUCUGAUAAACCGAAGAACGAGGCAGGACACGUCAUGUUCCAUUUUUCGGAAUCAGAGAGCAUACCGACACCGUUGAAGAACUCAAAGAAUAUCCCGGUCCCAAGGAGGAACAGCGGACGGGCACUGAUGGCACAACUGAACCACGCGUUUGAAGAAUUUUUUGGGAGCACGAAUGGUGGGUUCAAGAGAGACGAGUUGGAAGGAUGUCACGGCCCGGAACACUUUACGGAAGGCAUUGCAAACGAGGCAGUCAUGAACAUCAACCACGAUCUACCAGGUUUUGUCGUGGCACCGAUUGAUCACAACCAAGGCGACACGCUUGUGCGUUGUCCACAGAUCUAUGGAGAAGCAAUGGACAGUAUGUUUGUACGGAGCCAAGGAUUCCAGGUCAUGAGAAUUGAGGAGAAGGACGUCAUAGCACGAAGCAAGGAGAGAUAUGUCAAGGAGGGCUACAACAAGGUGGCAAAAUGGAAUGAUAGAGGCGAAUUAGGCAAGGCCUUCAUCAUCCCGGAACACAAAGAUGCCACGAGGUGGUGGCCGAUCUGCCCAUCGUUCCGGGAGUCGAGUGGAAGGAUGUGCAAGCUGAUAGGCAAGGCAGUCAAUCAUAUGUUGUGGACUUUACCAAAGAACUCCAAUUUCAACUUGAAACGUACAAGAGAGUUACUCGAGACGGUUUCGAACACGAACACGAAGAUGACGACAAGAGGAAUUAAGCGGGGUAUGAUUGGUGGAAGCUUCGAUAUCAAGGACAUGUUUUCGAAGCUUCCUCACAACGUCAUUUUAGCAGCGGUAGAAUGGGUCACCGAAUACUACGAAAGCAACGGGAAAAACCACGUCAGAGUCAAGAAGAACGGCAAAGGAGUCACGUUCGGCAAAGCGGUUGGAAAAGUCGGAUGGCAAACAAUCAGCAUGCGGACCAUCGUUAGAUUUAUACGAUAUGAUCUACAACAUACUUUCAUUGUGGCGGCAGGAAAGGUGCUGCGACAGAUAGUUGGGAUACCGAUGGGAAAGAGCAGUAGCCCGGCGAUAGCUUGCUUACUUUGUGCGCAUUACGAGUGCCAGUUUCUGGCAUCGCUAGGAUAUGAUCGAAGGCUGAUCCAAGGAUGCAGAUUAGUAGAUGACGUGUCAAUAUUUAUUGUCGUUCACACGGACAAGAAUGGGAGCUUAGUUAGAGCUACGAAAAUCAUGAGACGCUUCCAACAAUGCUACCAUAAAGAUUUGACACUUGUUCGGACUGACGAAGCUGCUUCCAAAUGACCGUUUUUAGGAUGCGAAGUAAGAAUGAGGAUGUACCCCCCUCACGUGACAUGUGCAGCAAGAACGACAAACGGACCAAUUAUGUUGAAAGGGGGUCCGAUUAUUUUUCAAGGGUUACAAGAUUUUGAAUCAUACACGGCUAUGAGAAUAAAGAGGGCCGUUAUAA
Molecule: messenger RNA, 1796 nt
Organism: Chara braunii
Lineage: Eukaryota; Viridiplantae; Streptophyta; Charophyceae; Charales; Characeae
Source: the annotation of a GenBank genome assembly